UGCUGAUUGGCGGCUUUACUGAGCGAGACGGCACCCCCAGCGCAUCCUUGGCAGCGUAUCAGCUCAGACAUUAGCCGGCGAAGUGAUAUGGUAAGUGCGAUGAGCGUUGCGCGCUCAGCGGUGCAAGUUACCAGCUCCGCUCUGGAUACAGGAGCCAGCGGCCCGGCCGGCAGCAAAGCGGCCAGCUCUGGAGCCCAGAGCUCGUCAAGCAGCUCCCAGAAGGAAGCCGCCGCCAAUGAAGCGCCCGCGCGGCGCUCGACCUUGUACCGCUGCGCGCGCGGCAUCGGCGCGGCGGCGGUCUUCAUCGGCUGCCUAGCCGGCGCCGCCAUACAGAGAGCAAAAAGUGUGAAGGUUGAGGACGUCCACACGCAAAUGGCCGACAUGGCCAAAGCGCGCGAGGCCGGCGAGGCCCUGGCGGCGGCCGGCGAUGCAAGAGGCGCCCGCGAGCUCCUCGGCGAGGCCGUCGGCCGCUGGACGUCGCACGAGAGAACGGUAAGGCACGCCAUCUUCGCUAGGACGCAGAUCGGCCAUAGUGGAGACGACGAGAACGCUCCGGAACGGUUAGCUGCUGCCUUCGAGGACGCGCAGCACGUGGCGAGUCAUCUGCGCGCGGCCUACGGCUCCCUACUACUCGAAGAUGGGAGACCGCGGGAAGCCGUGACCCACCUGACGGCGGUCUGCCCGUCGAUCUGGUUCUUUGCGCGGCGCAUCGCACCCGGCGAGGAGCACCUGCGCGGCGAGGUGUCGUGGCUGCGCUGCUACGCCGACCUCAUGGACGCCAGAAAAGCCCUCGGCGAGCACGAGGAGGUCGGCGUCUUAGAAAGGGAUGUGGUAACCCACUCCACCGCGUGGUUAAGAAGGAAACGCGACCGGAGGCCCAUCGCGCGCGCCGAGGCCUUUAUUGAAGGAGCGGCGUCGGCGGAAGACGCCAAAAAAGGCGCUCGCUUGUUGGCGAGACGGCGCCACGACCUCGAGGCCCGCUGGCCCCGCGACGCGCCCCGCUUGCGGCGCGGCUGGGGUAGUGGAGCGGGGCCGCCGCCGAAAAAUCAGUUGAGAAGAGAGCGCAACCGCAAGCGCGUCGCGACGCUGAGAUAUCUGUCAAAAUUAUCAGUGAUGGACGCGGCGGAACGCGCGCAGACGGCCCGCGACUACGCGCGCGCGUUAGGGAAAGCCAGAGCCGCCCGGAGAGACAUCGACGGCGUGGUCCGAGCUUACGUCGACGCGCCGGACGCGCUACAAAGGACGCGGCUCCUAGCUUUGCUGAGAGAGACGGCGGCCGCGGCGACGGCCAAGGCUUUGCCGGCCGACGAAGUCUCGAACGUCGAAUCUACCGCUGAGAACAAGGACGCGGCGGCGGAGUGGUCCGCCGGCGUCGCUUUAGCUGCGAUGUUACGAGCCGCCUCGCCCGAGAACCGCCCGGCACUCGAGACCGACAAGCCGGCCGCUCCGAAAGACGCCGUCGACGCGUCGGCGGCCUACCUAGCUCUGGCCGACGCGUUCUUUGGCGAGAAGGGCGCGGCUGCGGCGGCGGCCGCCGCCGCGGCGACGGCGGCGGCCGAGGCGACGCCCAAGGUCGAGACGGAGCCCGUCACCGACGAGCCCGUCUCCACAGAAACGGACGAGGCCGAGGAGCCCGUGACGCGCGCCUUUGGAAGGUUGGUGGCCGCCGAGGGUGCCCAGUACGUUGGGGUCGUUUCUGAGGUCCACGCGAAGGGCUGGGCCUGGAUCCAGCACGAGGUCGCGCGCCUCGAGGAGGACCAGAGACGGUGCGGGCUGGCCAUCGCUCCUGUGGCGGGACCGCCGCCCGGGUUCUUAUCUCGCUUCGACGUCAUCCACGUCGUGGCGCAACAUCGGGCCGCUGUGGUGCAAAGAGACCAGCGCACGGGCCGGCGCCCGGGCUUGGUGCCUCCCAGAAAACGCGCGACGGGCCAGAAGACUCGUAGACAGCGUCUACGGGAGAGGAACGCGAAGAUCUACGGCGGUCUGUUUAUUUUCGUCGUCGCGUUAGUUCGAGGAUUGUCCCUGCUGAAGGACACGCGGCGCAAGACGGCCGACGGCUAUAGUAAGCGCAAACCGAAGCUCACGUGGCGGGCCUACGGCGAGUCGUUGCUGCGAGACACGCUCGAAGCUUUGAGAUUGUGCCUCGCUGAUUUAUUACAAAAGCUGAGAAGGUCGAUAAAGAAGGCCGACGCCUCGAUCGGCGCGGGCGCCGUCGUGCUGCGCGCCGUCGACACCAUUACGAGCAUCGCGCAGCCCCAGGACGAGUCCGACGAGAGCGACGGCGAGGAGUCGGCCGCGGCGUCGUCGGGCGACGAGCUCGCCAAAGCUGUGAACAAGAAGCCCCAGAAGCAAAAGUCGGGCUCGAAGCUGCGGCGGCGCGCGCCGCAACAAAAGCCCAAGGCUUCUACGAAGGAGGAGGUCGUCGUCGAGAAAACUGAGAAGAAGGCGCCCGAACCGUCCUUCGCCGACUCCGACGACGACUGGGCCGCGUCGACCGAGUGGCUGCCCGUCCCGAAAGGUGGGCGCGUCGUCGGCGAGGGGCCGCGCAUCCCGGAAGUGUCGCCGCGGCACCACGUCGUGACGCCGCCUUUGGCGCCCCCGUCGCGCGGCGGCUCGCCACCCCAAGGCCGCAAGGAGGGUUUGGUCGUCCAGUCUUUGUUAGAUCAACGCCUCUCCCAGCAGCCCAAGGAGGAGCCGGCCAAGUGCCCCUCCGUGACCUCUACCAGUUCUUCGGGCUCGAGCGAGAAGAAGCCCGAGCCGCGGAAGAAGAAGGUCGUCUCGCCGCGGACGUCGCCGCGCGACUCGCCGCGGCGCCGCUCGCAGCAGGCGCGCCAGCACCGCAAGGCGCCGCCGCUGCCGCGGCUCGACUCCGGCGGGUCAUUAGCUAGAGCCGUCGCGGCCGGCGCUUUAGGCGACGCCUCGGACACGCCGCCGCCCACCGGCUACGGCAUCUGGGACGACGCCGCGGCGGCGGCGGCCGCCGCGGCAUCACAAGCGGCGCGGCAACCGCCCGCGCGGCAGAUCUCCCAGGACGGCCUCGACGAGGCCCUGCGGACCCAGGUCGAGUACUACUUUAGCGUCGCGAACUUGUGCAAGGACGUGUAUCUGCGAGGAUGCAUGGACGGGCAGGGCUUCGUGCCCUUAGAUCACGUCUGCACGUUCAAGCGGCUGCGCGACCUCUGCGACGACCCGUUAGUAGUGAGACGCGCCGUCGAGUCGAGCGACCGGCUCAACCUCGUCAGAUUCACGGACGAGUCGAGCGGCGCGAACGUCUGGAAGGUCCGGACGGUCGACCAGCCGGAACGCUGGGUCCUCGCGGCGUCGCAGCCCUAGCGGCGCCCUUUCCCCCUUCUCUCCCUUUCCCGCGCGGCCCUGCCAUGGGGCCGCGCGCAAAAUUGAGUCCGUCACGUCAGAAAAAAACUAAGGCGGAGUUGUAUGAUAUCUACUAGGGUCCCACGCCAUCGACGCGCCCCUUAGUUGAAACCGCC
Pelagomonas calceolata is the source of this 3488-nucleotide messenger RNA. Lineage: Eukaryota; Pelagophyceae; Pelagomonadales; Pelagomonadaceae. The record is from the annotation of a GenBank genome assembly.